AUGAACGAUUAUGUUUUGAAAAUUGAGCAACUAAUAAAACUCUCAAGUGCUUUCCUUCGUAGCGUUGAAGAUGUGAUUAGAACAUAUAGCAAAAACGCUAUAGCGUUUCCUUCAGAAGAAGAAAAAACACACCUACAAGUAUUUAUCUAUAUCAAGAAAUUGACCCUCGUUAAAGCAUUUACGAGUACAAACGUUGUGUCUAAGGAAUCUUCAAUCCACUGUAUAAAAAAUAAAAAAAUCCGCGUUUCUAUUUGUAAUUUGUCGACUGCUCAAUUAGCGAGCGAACUCGUUUUUGGGAGAUAG
This is a messenger RNA of Schizosaccharomyces osmophilus, 303 nucleotides long. RefSeq lists its product as uncharacterized. The coding region runs from base 1 to 303 and encodes 100 amino acids. The transcript is spliced from 5 exons. The record is from RefSeq and is a predicted model, not a curated record. Lineage: Eukaryota; Fungi; Ascomycota; Schizosaccharomycetes; Schizosaccharomycetales; Schizosaccharomycetaceae.